AUGAUAUUAUGCGUUGGUGAUAUUGUGCCUCCCUCAACCGAAAAAGCAAAAGUGUUAAGGAGAAUAAUUUUCUUUAUAAUCUUCUUACAGAUAUGUUUAGCAUUAGGAAAACUGUAUUAUGAUAUGUGGGCAGGUGUGGCAGAAUUCACAUCAGCAUUUAUCUUGUGGUGUGCUUAGGCUUAAUUAAAUUAUUGCAAUUGCGUUAUUUACAUAUUCUUUUGUCUAAUGAACACUUUUCUGAUUGUGGUUAAUUUCUUGACUGACAUCCAAAACAAAGUCAACCUCGAACAGUUGUCAAAUGAUGGCAGGAAUCAGUUUCUGCUCUAAGCAAUCUCAAUGACAUUUUACAUAGUUUCAGUUUACUUCACUUUUCAAGCAUAUAAAGAAUUCAAAGGAAUAGCAUAUGAUGUUUAUGCUGCAACCACUAAUGAUUAAGUACUAUCAAAAUCAAAUAUAAGAUAACAACUAGAAAUGCAUAAUUUUGAAAAUUGA
Molecule: messenger RNA, 492 nt
Organism: Paramecium tetraurelia
Lineage: Eukaryota; Ciliophora; Oligohymenophorea; Peniculida; Parameciidae
Exons: 3
Source: RefSeq, a predicted model, not a curated record